Molecule: messenger RNA, 3742 nt
Organism: Pseudo-nitzschia multistriata
Lineage: Eukaryota; Bacillariophyta; Bacillariophyceae; Bacillariales; Bacillariaceae
Source: the annotation of a GenBank genome assembly
ACGUACGGUACAUAUGAUAAGUCAAACCCUCUUUUCUCUUUUGCGACGACUUGAGACUUGCGACUUGCAACCAUCAUUACUAUACGUACGUAUCGUACGGUAGUACUCGUACCUGUUCGAUGUGAGCACACUACGAGUUUUCGUACGUACGURCCGUACCUUAUGAGGAUAUGACACGAUCGAUAAAAAAAUCUACACGUUUCGAUUUGUUGAAUAUCAAUUCAAAAUGGUGCAUUUCGAGAUUUCUCAAGGUUGGAAUUCUCUMACUCUUUCCACAAUCCACCUGAUGCAACCAAUUAACUUCUCGACCAAGGAAAAUGAAGYUUCGUUCGACUUUCGCUGCUGCUCUCGGCAUAGUCAAUGCUGUGUCGAUGAUUGCGAUGACAAUUUUGAAGAUAGCGACGACGAAUAUUGUUGUAACGAUCGGUGUCCCUGUUGCAAAUGCAAAAAAGGCUCCGGAAUUGUUUGAGACCGCUCUGAAAGUGCACAAAGUGUACUCUGAAUUUCCUCCGCACGACACGGAUCUUUACGACAUCAUCGGCGUCAGUCCCAAYGCAACGCUCGCGGAGAUUUCCAAGAAYUACCGGACACUAUCACGAAAAUAUCAUCCGGACAAAAAGCAACACCGGGGAAAAGAAACACCGAGGCAGUAUGCCGAGGAAAAGCUUCAGCGAAUCCAAAAAGCCUACGAAAUUCUUAGCGACGAUAGCAAACGCCUACCAUAUCACCGGUAUGGUUUGGUGGAUCCCAAUCUCGCUGCGUUUUUGUUGCUCGGGCCGAGAGUUUCUCCCGCCAACUAUUAUCAGCUGCUACAGCAACAACAAAACAGUUAUUCGAGUUCGUCYUCGAAACACACACACAGCAACAGAAAGACCACAACCUUGUUUGACAAGCUCGACCGAGAGUUGUUGCAUUUGAUGGGAUAUGACGAUUAUUCUAUGGAAGCUUUGGCAAUGGCRACAGAAGCAGCGAACAACGGCGACAUUGACGAUCCGUUCAAGGCSUUGGAAGAACAUCGAGUUCGCACGGUAGCUGCCUUGUUGCUCGAGUCCAUUCGACCAGUGGUCGAGGGAAGGCUCGAUGCUAGACUAUACGCCCAGAUGCUGACCCAAGACUGCGAUCGUUGGAAACGACUUCCACUCGGUGCGCAGAUCAUCCGCUCYGUGGGCAGGGCCUACCGCCACGAGGGAAGCGAAUUUUUGCAACGCUACAAGCACACCAAUAAUAAUAAUGACGUGUAUAGUUGGCACACUCAGAGAAGGAGUCAGAAUACCAAACCCUACAACAAACUGACCAGCGGUAAGGAAAUGGUACUCCAACUAAAAACCGAUCUGAAAAUUGGAUUCCGGCGGCGAUGGCGUUCUACGAAAGAUUUCUUAGAGGCAGCUGCCGUGAGUGGUCGCGUCGCCAUAGCAGAGCGUUCCUUCAACCAACAGGAAAAGAAGUUGAUGUUGCAACAACAAGAAAAGCAACAACGAAAGCAAGAAUCUUUGGAAAGAUUGGAGUAUCAUGGAUCACCAAGCAGUGUAGGAAGCUCAAGUAGUUUCUUGCCAAAGAUGGACGAUUACAUUGGGGGCGACGAUAUUGUCGAUGAUUAUGACAGCCUUGAGGAGCUGGAAGAGGAACAGAAGGCCUUGGGAAAGCUCCAAGCCCAGCAAACCUUGCUGCAAACCCUUCAAAUCGAAGCGCUCUGGAAAGUAUGUAAAAUUGACCUAGAUCGCGUCGUUCGUCGGGCAUGUGCCAUGAUCUUAUCAGGAGAAUACUUCUUUUAUCCUUCACACCAGUCGUCCUAUGACACAACCAUUGCGAUCGACAGCAGACAAAUUGGCUGGGUAACAUCUUCCGGAGAAACAAUCGAUUCCGAGAGUGCACGAGUGGCAGCUGCGGAAGUGAUGAAGAUGACCGGCGAGAUCAUGGUACAGCAGAGCAAGGAAGGAACAUCAUGGAAACAAUAAAAGUAAUUGAUACGCUCAUAUCCACCGCCAUGGCCUACUUCAAACCUGUCCUCUUUUGAUGACUCCUUAUGGCAUCGAUGUACAUGCCAACCACUUGUUGAUAUAGAUUCGAUAUGGUUUUUUACGGAUUGGAACUAAUGUUGCCGGUUGCUUGUCUGCUAGCAACAUUCUGGUGUGCUUCGAGUUCUUUCAGCAUUGUUUCAUAUUCGCUUUCGUGUUCUUCUUGUUGAUGUUCUUCUGUGGGAGGAAGUGGAGUUCGAGGUGGUGCCCGCCGCCAUCGUUUAUAAUCCUCUAAAAAUCUUCCGAUUCCUUUGUCGUUCACUUCUUCUCGUAGAUCGUCCCGAUUAAGAACCAAAACAAUCGACAGGAAUACCGGAAAGACACCKAGGAAGAACAGGGGUCGCCAAUWGACGGRGGCCAUUUUGGCGYCGUGGUUCUCUUCCACCAAGGCAGCGGCGUACUUCUUUUUCACGAACGGCUUGCUCCGUCCUUGUUCUUUUCGCCAUUUCCGYUUUUGCGCCGAAGUGGCAAAGGCCCUUCCCGUUUGCAACAACAGCAGGGAUGAUGAACGUAUGUUAGUGAUCGACGAUAAUUGCCGCGGGAUCAUUUUUUAGCAAAACYGCACGGAGUGRGCGGUUGAAUCAAUCACGGACGCGUUAUGCUCGUUUCAAAGCAGAUGCUAUUGGUCAGGAACUCUUCGAAUAGUUUUCUCUAUUCCGUUCUUUCUGGUUUGCUGGUGUGUCGUGUUKGGUUGCUACGAUGUUCAAUGAGCGUAACACAGAAGAUACCGGAUGUGAGAUAGAUAAUGAUGAUGUUUUUGUUUCACAGUGUUUCGUUCUUCACUUCCGAUUUUUUAAAUGUUUCAAAAAAAGGGCCUUUUUCCUCUCCUUUUCGAUCGACGGACAGACUUCGAAAAGUCCAAACGCCAACGACGUCGUUUUUGUGCCUGCGAUGGAUUUUWUUCUGCCUGUGAUUUGAUCGAGUGAAACAACUAGACCGAGUUUGAUGCAGUUCACAAACGAGACAGUCAAAGAACCAAGAGAGCAACAAGUCACACGAGAUAGAAACGAAAUCCCAGAUCGAUAAUGAGCACUCCUGGCGCAACCAUGCAAACCGGCAGCGGGAUCAAUCCCGUKCCGAUUAUUCGUGGUGUCGAAUACAGAUGCGGUGAUUGYGGCGCAAAGAAUAUCAUCAAGGGGGGAGACCCCGUAAGAUGCCGUCAGUGUGGGUUCCGUAUCCUCUACAAGACACGAACAAAGAGAUGUGAGUUUGGUUUUCAGCGCAAAUAAUGAUUGAAUGCAUUACCMAGAAAUGAGUGGCAGAAUUUUUCAGAUGCUGUCGGCAUGCGAAAUCAGCCAGUCCAAUCUGGUCUUCUAUUUCCUACAUUGCGCAAAUACAAUUGCUGGGCCAGUUUGACUCUAACCGAUGGUAUAUCCUUUAAUUCUUUACUCCCUUUUUUUACACUCACACUUCGCUUGAUCCUUUUCAGUGAUUCAAUUYGAAGCAAGAUGAGUUGUGGGGAAUCGUACGUAGGAUAACAUGACGGUGUUGUAUUUUUGUAUUGACCACAGAAUGGUGUACUAGGAAGUGAUAUACUAGACCAGAGAAAUAUAAKAGAGAUUCAUGGGAAAACUGCAGGGAAGAAAGUAGUAUGUGCGAAUCAAAGAUUUAUCAAAAUCAAUUUCCAGUCUGUACGGUAGAUGAAGUACAGUGACUUAUUUUGUCAUUUAAACAGUCAUAAGGGUAGCUGCAUAAGUGCUUAAGCGAUAUAAAUAUAGAAAACGCUG